Molecule: messenger RNA, 861 nt
Organism: Trypanosoma grayi
Lineage: Eukaryota; Euglenozoa; Kinetoplastea; Trypanosomatida; Trypanosomatidae
Exons: 1
Coding region: 1-861 (286 amino acids)
Source: RefSeq, a predicted model, not a curated record
AUGCUUUCAUUAACGAUGUAUGUGCGGUGUGGGAAGCUGUCCCUUAAAGCCCUGCGCCAGUCAGCCGCUGUGCGUCGGCGUGUGGGACUUGUCAUGCCAGCACUCCAGUCGAGGGGAAGCGCCGGCAAGCACGUUGUUAAUCACGACGCCGCUGCUGCUGUUGCUACCAGUGCUGGUGGUGCGGCUACUGAUGUGAACACGAGCACACAACUCUGCUCUCACGGCAAGUCGCUUGACGUCGGGACUUCUGCUGCUGCUGCUGCUAGUAGUAGUAGUAGUGGUCGUGGUCGUGGUGGUGGUGGUGGUGCCGAACUACUGCUGCCGUUCGCAGACGAUGUUUCGGAAACCGUCUUGACGCCACCACCCCUGCGGCGCGUGGCCCGCUGGUUCUUUCCCGGCUUCACGCACGAGGAGAAGCAGAGGGCGACGACAGACGUGGCGUCACUACAAGGUUCAGCGGCGGCGCCCACGCUUGCACCACGGCGAGAGAGUGGGUCAUCGGCACCCGUGGCAAACGUCCUCAUGGAGGCACCAACAGGAGCAACGCCUUCAAAGAGUGCAGCCGUGUCAGCAACACCAACAUCAACACGAGCUGCCGUACACGGUCCUGCGCAUGAAUCACACGUGAAGGAGAAUGCGCGUGAGGGCGUGCCGGAGAGUCCAUCCACUGGCAAAGCAGUAAAGGCAGCUUCGGCGAAGGGCCGUUUGGAUGAUAGCCUCCCGUCUGCCUUCUGCGACCACGUGCUGCAGCGCAACCAGCGCCUCAGGANUCGGCGAAGGGCCGUUUGGAUGAUAGCCUCCCGUCUGCCUUCUGCGACCACGUGCUGCAGCGCAACCAGCGCCUCAGGAGCAUUCUGGUGA